This is a messenger RNA of Melospiza melodia melodia, 1956 nucleotides long. It is a transcript of the gene CALHM4, whose product is annotated as calcium homeostasis modulator family member 4. Gene Ontology annotation, molecular function: monoatomic cation channel activity. The coding region runs from base 777 to 1739 and encodes 320 amino acids. Gene Ontology annotation, cellular component: plasma membrane. The transcript is spliced from 2 exons. Lineage: Eukaryota; Metazoa; Chordata; Aves; Passeriformes; Passerellidae. The record is from RefSeq and is a predicted model, not a curated record.
ACAAAAAAACCCAACCAACUUUCCAAAGGAAGCAUUCAGCACUGUCACGAAAAGAGACACACCCCACCUAGAGGUGAAACACUAAAAUCCUCAUGAUCCAGCAGCUGGCUACUUCUCGGACUCUAGUGUUUCGACAAUGAAUUGCUCCAGAACUGAAAUCAAAUGCAAACAGCACUGGGAUUCCAAACAUUGUGCAACUUAUGGAAUAUUUUAUAAAUUUAUUUUUAAGUGGAAGCAUUCUCUCUUUUUUUUUAAUCUGUCCAUUUGCCAAGGAUUUGUUUGGAUGAUCUUUUAUGAAGAAUAGCUGGAAGGCUCCUUUUUUUUUUUUUCCUAGUUUCAUGCCACGUUUCUUCCAAUUACUCUUGAUUAGAAAACAAUUAGCUUAGCAAUUAACCCUGACAGGUUAGCCAUCAGUUUGAUAGCACUGCAUGUCAUCCAAAAGGUAGGGGGAAUUUAUUGUUAAUUUCAGACAAUUAGCAAUGGGCUGGCAGAGCUCACAACAGCCUGAAAGCUCAAUUUUCCAGAACAGCUGAGAUAAAUUACUGAAUCAAUUAAAACACAUCAGUGAAUGUCUGCAAGCAUACUUAAAGCUCGCUUACAAGCCACUGAAAAUCAGUGGAAGGAGAAAGACUAGUAGAGGGUUUUUGGGUGUUGUGUGGUGGUAUUCAUUUCAAGCUGUUGAUGUUUAUUCUGCUCUGCCAUUGACACUAGUUAAAUAUAAUUAAAAGCUAGUAUUGAAUUAUAUCAAAAGAAUCUGGUAAAGAACAGGGUCUACAAUGACUUUCCUUCCAAAGUGGUUAACUUUUCUAAAAGGCAAAGAGGUUGUUAUUGCUAAUGCAAUAAUUGCAAUAUUGACAAUUGGCGGGCAGCAACUUUUCUCUUUUUUCACAUUCAGCUGUCCCUGUCAUGUUGGACAGAAUCUUAUCUAUGGGCUGGCUUUCCUAGGAGUGCCUGCACUGAUCCUUCUGGUUGUUGGCUAUGCCCUGAACAACCAGACUUGGAGGCUCGUUAUGGGCAAAAGUUCUCAUUUUGAGAGGGAGAUGUCAUCAAACUGGUUGCUGAAAUGCAAGCUGCUCUGCUUUGUCCUCUGCAGCAUCACGGGGAGGGCACUGGUUGCUCCAGUCACAUGGCUUGCAGUCACCCUGAUAAAUGGCUCCUAUUAUAUCUGUGCUGUGAGCGAGUACGUCCCUGUGCAUUACUACGGAGCUGCUCCCAAUGUCAGCGCUGCGGAGCGCAGCAGGAUAUUGGCCACGUUUCCCUGCGGGCAGCUGGUUCCUCCAGAGCUGGCCCGGGCCAGAGAUGAAGUGAUUCUCCUCCUCCGAUACCAGUCACAAGUGGCUGGCUGGCUUUUGAUUGCUGUGGUGGUCAUCACUGUGUUCCUUUCUUACUGCCUGGCAAGCUGUUUCUCCCCGCUCAGCUUCCUGCACUUCAGAUACUGGAACAGCUAUGUCCACAAUGAGCAGGAGCUCUUUGAUGAGGCAACAGAGCAGCACUCCAGGCUCUAUGCCAUGCAGAAUGUAAGGAAGUUCUUUGGCUUUGUCCCAGGAAGUGAGAAUGUAAAGGAAAUUCGUAUCCCAUCUCUCAGGGAGUGGCAGGCCAUUUCUGGACUGGCCUUUCUGAAGCGAGUGGAUAAGGAGCACUAUGAUUACAGCCUCCUCCAUGACUGGGCACUCAAGGAGCGUGCAAGUGGAAAGUACCUGAGGAUUGAUGAAGACCCUGGGAUCAUAACACAGCUCUGAAGAUCCAAGACCCCACAAUACUUUGCAGAAAAGCAGGAACCUGUCUAGCCCUAUGUCAGACCUGAGCUGCACUGGAACUUUCCAAUACAGUAUUACAUUGAUGUAUAAAUUAUGUGAGCAUCUUGUUAAUGUAGUCCUUCAGCACCUGCUUACAGAUGCCUUUACUGAUGGUGUUUUUACUCCUGUGGGAUGUGGUGAUCUAUCCCUAGAUUAGGGU